AUGGACCAAUAUGAAAAGGUUGAGAAGAUUGGUGAAGGAACUUACACUGUGGUUUACAAGGCCCGUGACCGCGUCACUAAUGAGGCUAUAAAGAUAGAGUUCUUGUGUUUACGUAGUGAAUCGGAAGCUUUCGAGAAUCUGGACUUAGAUAUAAAGAAGCAUAUGGAUUCAUCUCCCGAGUUUGUAAAAGAUCCUCGACAAGUAAACAGCCUAAGUGCCAACUUUCAAGAAGGCGACGCAAGUUAUGAGGAUGAUGUACGUGAUGAACAUCAAGAGGAUGACAUAGAUGAUGAACAUCAUGAGGACGACAUAGAUGAUGAACAUCACGAGGACGACAUAGAUGAUGAACUUCAAGAGGACGACAUAGAUGAUGAACAUCAUGAGGACAACAUAGAUGAUGAACUUCAAGAGGACGACAUAGGUGAUGAAGGAGAUGAAAAUGAGUUCAACAAACUUAAAGAGUUGGAUAUGUUGUGUUAG
This is a messenger RNA of Vicia villosa (hairy vetch), 480 nucleotides long. RefSeq lists its product as uncharacterized. Bases 1 to 480 code for a protein of 159 amino acids. The record is from RefSeq and is a predicted model, not a curated record. The transcript has 5 exons. Lineage: Eukaryota; Viridiplantae; Streptophyta; Magnoliopsida; Fabales; Fabaceae.